Achroia grisella is the source of this 2433-nucleotide messenger RNA. RefSeq names its product WD repeat and FYVE domain-containing protein 2 (gene Wdfy2). The transcript is spliced from 8 exons. Bases 89 to 1390 code for a protein of 433 amino acids. Lineage: Eukaryota; Metazoa; Arthropoda; Insecta; Lepidoptera; Pyralidae. The record is from RefSeq and is a predicted model, not a curated record. Gene Ontology annotation, molecular function: protein binding; metal ion binding.
UCGUAAUUCUGUCUGUUGGAUUAUUUAAUUGAAAGAAGUGUUUAAUAUUCUAUAAAUCCUCGUUUAUUUGCUUUGAAAAACUACAAUAAUGGCUGCUGAAAUUAAGCCUGCACCUAGAACACCUAAUGAUAGAUUUUCCACUACAAAGAAACCAGCGCUAUUAAACAAAUUGGAAGGUUGUACUGACGACGUAAACGCCGCUGUAGUGAUACCUGGGGAGGAUGGUGUAAUUAGCGUUUGCGAUGAUAAAACAGUAAGAGUAUGGCUGAAACGUGACUCGGGCCAGUAUUGGCCUAGUAUCUGUCAGUAUAUGCCAUCAGGUUGUACCUCCAUGUUCUACACUCCAGAAACCCGCCAAUUAUUCAUCGGACAAGAGAAUGGAACUAUUUCAGAAUUCACACUGGCAAUGGAUUGCAAUAGGAUAAAUGCUACAAGGGAAUAUCUGGCGCACACAGCAAGAGUAACAGCAGUUGUGUUCUCCUUAAGUUGUGAAUGGGUGCUGUCAGUGAGCAGAGACAAAUUGUUUUCAUAUCACUGCAGUGAGACAGGCCGUAGGAUUGGCGGGUACUCUUUCGAGGCGUGGUGCACAGCUUUACAGUUCGACUCACAAUCUAAAUAUGCGUUUGUGGGCGAUUACAGUGGACAGAUAACCAUGUUAAAAUUGGACAAUAAUGGUGCUACUCUAGUCACUACAUUAAAAGGGCACACUGGAUCAGUAAGAGUACUGAAUUGGGCUCCAAUACGCCAAUUAUUGUUCAGCGGUUCAUUCGAUCAAACAAUUAUUGUAUGGGAUAUUGGUGGACAAAAAGGCACGGCAUAUGAAUUACAAGGACAUAGUAACAAAGUGACGGGCCUGUGGUACGUGAGUGGGUGCGAGCGGCUGGUGUCGGCCGGCGAGGACGGAGCCCUCGGCGUCUGGGAGAUGGGCGUCCCGCGCCGGGAGACUCCCGCAUGGAAGGAGGCCGACCUCUGCCAGAUAUGUAACGCGCCGUUCAUAUGGAACGUGCGGGCCAUGAUGGAGAUGAAACAAUUAGGGUUGCGGCAACACCACUGCCGGUGGUGCGGUGCGGCAGUUUGCGCGACGUGUUCUCCACACAGACUGCCGCUGCCAAUCAUGGGCUUCGAGUUCCCACAGCGUGUCUGCACGCUCUGUUAUGAAACGCUCAGGCAUGAGCCUCGCGAGUCGCUUGCCUCGUUCCACGACAUGAAGCACGCGGUGUCGUCGCUGUACGUCGACGAGGCGACGGGUCGCAUGUGUACGGCCGGGAAAGACCGCGUCAUCAAGGUGUGGGAUGUCAGUAUGCUGCUGUCGCCCGCCGCUACCGCCUCUGGUUCCGGUUCCGCUCCCGCGUCCUCGUCCGCGCCGCGUCAAGGAACAAGCGACCAAUAGCCACUGUGGCCGCACGCUGUCACGCCUCUAACGAACGUCGCUUGCGCUUAAACUAGGCGGUACGAAUACAAUAUCGGGAGUGGUCGGUUGUGGUCAGAUGCAGACGGCAUAGGGUUAAAUUAACGAAGGUCAGGUUGAAUUUUGUAAAAUUGUUAUUAGUGUACUGUGAUUGCAUUGCAUUAAUGAAUGAAUUCAAGUAUUUUAAUGUGUCUUGCGUGUAAAAAAAUUAAUAAUUUUGUAAUACAAAAAAAAAUACAAGAAAAAUAUUUAAAAUAUUUAUCGUGUGAAUAUGAAACUAAUAUUAAUUAUUUAGAGAAAAACAUAUAUUUCAAACUAUGCGAAAUACCAAAUAUGUUAUUAAACUUUUUAUUAAUUUAAUUGAUUAAAAAUUUAAAUUUGUUAAAGAAAUGUGCUAUCUAUUAAAUAUUAAAUUAUUGGUAAUAAAAUUUUACGCAUACUUUCUUUAUUCAUCUAUAGAUAACAGUAAAAAAAUCUAAAACCGGCCAAUACAUUUAAAAAGCAGAGUAGUAAAAAUGCGGUUCUACACUAAAGAACUAUUAGUUUAAGUUUUUAUUUUUGUUUCUGUAUACUAGAUAAUAAAUUCGCAUAUUAUUUCAUCAGAAAAUAAUGCAAUUCGCUAUAAUAUAAGCGCUAAGAAAAUAUGCAUAUGAUUUAACGUAAUUUUUUUUAUUAAAAAUAUUUCAAUCUGCCUAGUAAUUUGACUGCGAUAAAUAAGUUAUUUCAUCAACGGUCAAUAAUUAUAUUAUGAAAUAGACUUCAAACACAGUACCUAUAAUAUUUUUAAAAGACCACAAGCGACCGUUUCCCUGUAAUUCCGUGGUUCUAAUUCAAGCCAUAGCGACCGUAUAUGGCAGUCGAGCCAAAAACCGACGUGUUAAGUCGCCGUUUAUUUGCUAUUGUUACCUGUUUAUUUCUAUUUUAUACUAGAAAUGAAACAACUGGUGAUGACUCAGUGUGAAUUCCUUAUACGAAAGGUCACUACAUUAACAUAAGAGUGACACAAUAUUAGAGAUCUCGUCUUA